AUGGAGAGUUAUGAAGGUGAUUUAAGUGACAUAGUGCGUGCUGGUACUGUCACUUCAUCAUCAUAUGAGCACUGGCAGUUCUAUUGUUCAGAUCCACUGACUAAUUUCCCUGCUGUCAUGGAAGAGCCAAUUAUACCAGGCCGCUUCGGCGAUCCGUUCAUCCCCAACGUUCGAGAUCCCUUUCCCCACCACUACCAUCAUAUACCUGCAACUUCAAAUGUUUACCUUGAUACCACAAGUAAUUCUGCUCAAGUACUAAUCACGACCACUUCUGGGAGUAUGCAAGAAGCAGCUGGAUUAGGUAUUAGUGGUUCUGCAGCUACUUUUUCGUCGGGACACCAAAUUCUCGAGGACAACAUAAGGAGGUCUAGUGGUAACAUAUUCUCAAACUUGGCUCAGAUCUCUCCCAGUGCAGACUUACCUCUUUCACCCUGUGGAUCACCGGGCGCCACCAUCCCAAUUAAGGCGCUUCCUGACACAUCUGAAUAUUGCUCCCCCCAGAUCUCAUCUUCACGCAAUCCGGCUCUCAAGCAAAGGAAGAGCCUGGCGAAGAAGGUGGUCUGUGUUCCUGCACCAAUAGCAGCAAACAGUAGAUCAAGUGGUGGAGAGGCGGUUCCUUGUGAUCUGUGGGCUUGGAGAAAGUACGGUCAGAAACCUAUCAAAGGCUCUCCUUAUCCAAGGGGUUAUUAUAGAUGCAGCAGCACAAAGGGUUGCCCGGCGAGAAAACAAGUGGAGAGGAGCAGGACGGAGCCGAACAUGCUAGUGAUCACUUACACCUCGGAGCAUAACCAUCCUUGGCCGACCCAAACAAACGCUCUCGCUGGUUAUUUCAGAGGCCACAAGUGA
Messenger RNA from Neltuma alba, 846 nucleotides. Its product is annotated as probable WRKY transcription factor 35. Lineage: Eukaryota; Viridiplantae; Streptophyta; Magnoliopsida; Fabales; Fabaceae. The transcript has 3 exons. Gene Ontology annotation, molecular function: DNA-binding transcription factor activity; transcription cis-regulatory region binding. The coding region runs from base 1 to 846 and encodes 281 amino acids. The record is from RefSeq and is a predicted model, not a curated record. Gene Ontology annotation, cellular component: nucleus. Gene Ontology annotation, biological process: regulation of DNA-templated transcription.